Bombus impatiens (common eastern bumble bee) is the source of this 2278-nucleotide messenger RNA. RefSeq lists its product as uncharacterized. Lineage: Eukaryota; Metazoa; Arthropoda; Insecta; Hymenoptera; Apidae. The coding region runs from base 434 to 1447 and encodes 337 amino acids. The record is from RefSeq and is a predicted model, not a curated record. The transcript is spliced from 6 exons.
UUGUGUUUCUUUCCCUUAUUUUGUUCUUUCUCUCUUUCUUUUCCCCUCUCUCUAUCUGUCUCUUUCUCUCCUCCCUUUCUCUCUCUUUCUCUGACUCAUUCACGUUGCACUCGUUUGUACUGUAUCAGCCGUGGUCAUAGUCAUAGUCUUAAUCCAUCCUUUCGUUUAUAUUCAUUUCUAUCUUUCUCGCUUUCCGUUCUUUCUUCUCUGUCUUAUCAGGUCAUCUCCUUCUUUCUCAGUCUUUCUUUCUUUCUCACUCUGUUCUUCGAUGCAAAGCAGAAGAAACCCCCGCGGUUGCUCGUUCGUUCUCAAAAGUCUUACUCUCGUUGUCACGCGCUAAAAAUACUCCCGCACAGUCUUCCGAGGGUGUACCAUGCCAAAGGAGUACAAAAAUUAGGACGACAAAAGCAGUCAACGUCGACCUGGAACUGUCAUGGAACUGCUUUCGAGAGUGGCAUGUUAUUUUCGAUGGAUGAGGAACGCAACACCUCAUGAUGCAAGUGAAGCGGAGGACGAACAUAAAACUAUCGAGGAUGAACGGUAUCGGAAUGUCGGGUGCAAUUUCGAAGCCUCUAGGCGACUUUGUAGCAUUUUGGAGAGUAUCCUUCUGUGGGAGAAUUCUGUGAACAGUAUCUCCGUCCUCAUCAUAUUCAAUAUACUGUUUUGGGGUAUUAUUGUAUUAGAAAUUCGAGGGUUUGCUGCAGCUAGCAGUGCCGCACUAGUCACUGUGCUCUGUUAUAGUACCCUGGAAGCUCAAAUUCAGAAGGAGAAUAAAGCAUUGGACACAGCUGCCUCCUAUGCAAAAGCAGAACAGAUUGAAAAAAUAGGAAAAAUAAUAAAAUCUGCAAUUCAUUGGUUGAAACAGUUAAGGAAAGAGCAACCAGGGGUGUUUUGUACUGCAGUAUGCUCUCUUUCUUUGGGCCUAUGGAUUAUUGGUCGUACUAUAAAUGGUAUACUUCUUACAUAUACAAUAUGUAUGAGCAUUUUACUUGGACCUCCAUUACUGUUGAAGUUACCUAGCAAAAUGGUAGUACAAAAAGAGUGGGAUAGUGAAAUUGAAGAAUUUUUACCAGCAGUAACUGAAGACAAUCUUCAAGUUCUUACAAGAGCUGGAGAAUCAGGGGAUCAAUCUCCAACACCGACAAGUGUAUUGUCUGAUGCUCAAAAUGAGUUUCUUAUUGAUGAAGAUCUUCUGGGUCUUAAGAUACCAUCACAUGAAGAUGGAAGUACUGAUGGUGUAGAAGUUUCUGAAUUAGACCUUAGUGCUGAAGAAACUGAUGUGGAUGGUAUUAAAUUUCAAAGUGGCCAUUUUGAGAAAGGAUCAUCUUCUGAAGAAGAAGCAGAACUUGAACCAAUAUCAAGUAAACUAGUUAUUCAUAGUGAUGAAAGUGGUAGCGAAUUUGAAAUAAUUGAUGGUCAAGAUAUUGAUAAUUUAGACGUUGCAUGAAAAUAACUGAUACAUGAACUGUGAAGUUAUUAUGCAGAAUAGGAUUAAGUUGAGAGGUGACUUUGGAUAACGAUUAAGUAAAAUAAUUAUUUUAUUAUAAUUUUAGCCAUUUGCUUAUUUACAAAUAUUUGUGCAAAUCUAACAUAACACAGUUUUGGAUAAGCUAAAAGGAUAUUAUUUUUGUUACUACAGAAAUGAUACAAAUUACUUCUUUAAAUUUAUAAAAACUAAAAAAUUUAUCAGUAAAAUUUAGAUAUUCUUCUUAUGUCGUGCAAAUGAUAACUUCUCAGUAGUUACAUUGAUGUAUACUUAUACUAAAGCAUAUUCAUGAAAUUGUACAUAUUAUGUGCAACAGAGAGAAUUAUCUUAAUUUUUAUUUUUGAAGAUAUGCGAUUUUUGAUGUAUAUAUAUAAGAGAUCAAUUAUCAAAAAACUUUGAGGGAAAGAGAUAGAGAUGAGCAAAUAACGAUUGUCAAUUUCAAUGUCGCUUUGACCUUCAUGGCCAAAAAUGGUUUUGUAUAUAUGUAUCACACACAGAAAAUAGUUACCUGCGAAUUAUAAUUAAGAAAUUAUAAACUACAAUGUCCAUUGUGCAGCAGGUAGAAAAUAGAUAAAUAUUAUCAUAGUAAAUAUUUACUCCGUUUUUGAUAUUACAAAAAUGACAUGUAAAAAUGAUUUUAUCUAUCAGGAAUCAAUUUUUUCUACUGCAUAAAUAUUGAAAUAUUGUUUUGUGUUUCAAAUCAAUUACAUAAUUUAAUUUUCGCAAAACAGCUUUAAGUAUUAAAUAGAAUGUAAAUAAUAUGUAUGCAUCAAUAAUAUAUUUUAUUCAUUA